AGUCUCCCGGCAACUUGGCGUGGUCCUCUGACUAAAACCUGUCACUUGACUCGCGUGCGCGAAGCCGCGCGCUUCUGUUUCUCGGCCUUAUGGCCGGGCUGACCCUGUUUGUGGGCCGCCUCCCGCCCUCGGCCCGCAGCGAGCAGCUGGAGGAGCUGUUCAGCCAGGUGGGGCCGGUGAAGCAGUGCUUCGUGGUGACUGAGAAAGGGAGUAAGGCAUGUCGAGGCUUCGGCUAUGUCACUUUUUCUAUGCUGGAAGAUGUUCAGAGGGCCCUCAAGGAGAUUACCACCUUCGAAGGCUGCAAGAUCACCGUGACUGUUGCCAAGAAAAAACUGAGAAAUAAGUCCAAGGAAAAGGGGAAAACUGAAAAUUCAAAGUCCCCAAAGAAGGAGCUGCAGCCUAAAAAAGCCAAAGUGGCAGAUAAGAAAGCCAGAUUAAUUAUUCGGAACCUGAGCUUUAAGUGUUCAGAAGAUGACUUGAAGACAGUAUUUGCUCAGUUUGGAGCUGUCCUGGAAGUAAACAUCCCUAGGAAACCAGAUGGAAAGAUGCGUGGUUUUGCUUUUGUUCAGUUCAAAAACCUCCUAGAAGCAGGAAAGGCUCUCAAAAGCAUGAACAUGAAAGAGAUAAAAGGGCGGACAGUGGCUGUGGAUUGGGCUGUGGCAAAGGAUAAAUAUAAAAAUACACAGUCUGCCUCUGUCGCAGGUGAGAAGAAGAGGCCUGAACCUAAAUGUCAGGAAUUAGGUCAAGAGAAUGGCAGGGAAGAAGAGGAUAUGGAGGAGGAGGAGAAUGAUGGUGGUUAUGAUGAUGAGGAAGAUGAUGAAGAAGAGGAGGAGGACGAGGAGAAUAGAGAGUCGAAGCUGACCAAGCCUGUGCAAAUUCAGAAGAGAGCAGUCAAGAGGGCAGCACCUGCAGAAAGCAGUGAAGAGGAGCAUUCUGAUGACAACAGCGACCUGGAGGAAAGAGACAGGAUCGAUGGUGGAGAGGACCUGGGUCAGAGUGAUACCAACACUGAAGAGCAAGAGGAGGAAGUCUCGAAAAAGAAGAAGAAGAGGAAAUUACCCUCUGAUGUGAAUGAAGGGAAAACUGUCUUUAUCAGAAACCUGUCCUUCGACUCAGAGGAAGAAGACCUUGGAGAGCUCCUCCAGCAGUUUGGAGAUCUUAAAUAUGUCCGCAUUGUCUUGCAUCCAGACACAGAGCAUUCUAAAGGUUGUGCAUUUGCCCAGUUCAUGACUCAAGAAGCGGCUCAGAAAUGCCUUGAAGCUGCUUCUCCAGAGACCGAGAGUGGUGGGCUUAAACUGGAUGGCCGGCAGCUUAAGGUUGACUUGGCAGUGACCCGUGAUGAGGCUGCAAAGCUCCGGACAAAGAAGGUGAAGAAGCCGACUGGGACCCGGAACCUCUAUCUGGCCCGAGAAGGCUUGAUUCGUGCUGGGACGAAGGCUGCAGAGGGUGUGAGUGCUGCUGAUAUGGCCAAAAGAGAACGAUUUGAGCUGCUGAAGCAUCAGAAACUCAAGGACCAGAAUAUCUUUGUCUCCCGGACCAGGCUGUGCCUGCACAAUCUCCCAAAGGCCGUGGAUGACAAACAGCUCAGAAAGCUGCUGCUGAAUGCCGCUCGAGGGGAGAAGGGGGUGCGCAUCAAGGAGUGUCGGGUAAUGCGAGGCCUUAAAGGAGCUCAUGGGAAAAUUAACGGUCAGUCCUUGGGCUAUGCCUUUGCAGAGUUCCAGGAGCACGAGCAUGCCCUGGCAGCCCUACGCCACAUCAACAACAAUCCAGAAAUCUUUGGGCCUCAGAAGAGACCAAUAGUGGAGUUCUCUUUGGAAGAUCGAAGGAAACUUAAAAUAAAGGAACUGAGGAUCCAGCGCAGCCUGCAAAAAGUGAAAUCCAUGUCGGCAACUGGUGAGCAGCCCCAGCAAGAACAGCCAGAGCUUGGGAAAAAACAGCAACAGAAAACAGCUCAGAACCACAUGCCUCAACAAAGCAAGGCACCCAUGGAGCAGAAGGAGAAGGCAGGAUCUGUCUCGUGGACAGGGUUCCAGACCAAGGCCGAAGUGGAGCACGUGGAGCUGUCUGAUGGGAAGAAGCGAAGAAAGGUCCUGGUGCUCCCCUCACACCGAGGCCCCAAAAUUAGGUUACGGGACAAAGGCAAAAUGAAGCCUCUCCCUCCCAAGAAGCCAACCCCCCAGAUAAACCACUGGAAGCAAGAGAAGCAGAAAUUAUCUUCCAAGCAGGUACCUAGGAAGAAAGCUAAGGGAAAUAAGACAGAAAUUCGCUUCAACCAGCUGGUCGAACAAUAUAAGCAGAAGUUAUUGGGACCUUCUAAAGGAGCUCCUCUUGCAAAGAGGAGCAAAUGGUUUGACAGUUGAUGGUGGUAGCAGACUGGCACCUCCUCCUGAGGACUCAAGAGAGGUGGUCGGUGGUGGAGAGAGCAGUGAGCAUGGCCAGAGAAAGAGUUGGAAAUACAGCACAAAGCUCUUAAUUCCCCAGUCCAGUCUGGUGCCAUAAUAAGUGAUGCUUUCUUCAGAACCAUUGCUGACCUAGGGAUAUGGCUAUUUCAUUGCAGUAUCUUGGGAAACCAAUGAAUGCUCAGAAAUGCCCUUAAUUGGUUUAAAGAUGGGUAAAAGAGAGACCAUGAAAAUACUGAAACCUUUUGGAGAGAACUAAAGGACAGAGGCUGUAUCUCCAGAGUUACCUUGAGACAGUGCGACUUGGGGAGUUCGAAAUGUUCUGGCAGCAGCUCGGCAACCCAUCAACCCUAGGAUGGCCUGUAUUCUGUGGGGGAGUCAGACACUUUAUUAAAAGGUGUAAAUAGAAGUUCCACAGCCUGCCUGGCCUCUGAUCUGUUUUCCCUUGGCCAGCUGUCUGCUCACCAGACACUUUUUCCCGUAGUGUACAAAUAUCUAUAAAUUAACAUUUAAAAAUAAUCUGAACAUUUAGGAUAGAUAAAAAUUGGGUUCAUUUCAGAUAGCUUUGCCAGAUUUUCUCAGAUCCAGCUUUUUCUUCUGACAGGUACAGCAGCCCAGUGUGUUUAAAACAUCAGUCAGCUGCUUGAAAAGUUACUGCACAGUUCUAUUCUUUUUUUUACCUUUAUUUUAUUAAAUGAUGUUUGAAUCACUAAAUUAAAAAAAAUAUAUUGCUGAACGUUUACAAUGACAAUUUUGCAUUUCUCCAUAUACUUUAUCAUAUAAUGAUGUCAUGUUUUUUAAAUUUCUUAAAUCUGUAUUUAAGAUACAACUAUAUGAUAAGAAUCCCAAGGAAAACAAAACUUAAACCUCAAAAUUAUUGUUCAUCCCAUUACUAUUUAAGCUGCUAAUUUUUGCCCAUUAAAACUCCAUUUUUUAUGCAUAUUUAAAAAUCCACAUACUAGUAUCAUUUUCAUUUAAAAAGUCACUCCUUAAUAUAUAACUUUCAGCAUAUGGUUAUUUGUGAAUAUAAUUUUGCAAAAAAUUAUCUUAUGUCUGAUAGUUUACUUUUGAAACUAUUUAGAAAGCUUAAAGAUGCAAAAGAAAAAUAGCAAAUUGGAUUAUAUAAUCUGCAUACAUAAAGGAUUUGCAUUGAACUAAAUCACAGAGGCAGUUUUGGUGAAUUCGUGUUCAAUAUUGUCUUCACUUUAUUACUCAAGAAUAUUUCUGAGCUGGAUAGCGUGCCAGAACCCCUAUCAGUUUUGUCAGUGAAAAGAGACAAGAGAAAAUGUAAUUCUGCAGGCAAUGUAAUAAAUAAAUACAUACUUUUAAAGAAAAAGGACAAAGAAAAUGUAAAUUUGGUCUGUCUUCUUACCUAUAAAGAAGGUAGGCACAGGAGUAAAUUAUUUUUUAUGUAACAUUUAUUUCUAAAGGUUUACAAGAUACGAUUUUAAAAUGGGUAUAUUUUAUGGUUUUUAUAUUAAUUGAUACAAACAUAGCCAAAUACCUAUGUGUAUAAAUUAUUUGGCCAGUAUCCACUCACUUCAUACCUUUAAGAAAGAGAAUAUAAGGUCAUUUGCAAUAAUAAUAAUUAACUAGUUAAUAACAUAAAACAAGCUAAAAUAAUGUUUAAAGAAUGUUGACCUGAAAAAGUGUAAUGAUUCUCAGUGUAGGCGUUCCUAUGUGGAACAAAUUAAUGUGUGAUUUACAAUACAGUUUAAAAGUACACACACUGCACAGUUCUUUAAAAAAGUAAUAAGAUGAAUCAUCCACUUACUCAACAACCAGAUUGCUUGUACGGUGUCCUCCUCUGGGACAUCUCACCAUGGGUUAUCUGGGCAGCUUCUUAACGCUUGCCUCGCAAGUAUUCAUGCAAGGAGAAUCAUGCUCAUUUCUUCACUUCAGAGCCUGAUGUUUCAUGAAAUGGAGUUUUCUGAAUUAGACGUGAAAGUGGAGUUACAGACUGCUUGGUUAAAAAGCAACAACAAUAACAAACAUUUCAUUAACACCCAAGACUGAAGGCCAUUGAUCAAAACUGUCAAGUUUCAGUAGAUUUUCCUGCUUGGUUAUACAGCAGCCUGACUCAGAGAUACUUUUUUUUGCGGUACGCGGGCCUCUCACUGUUGUGGCCUCUCCCGUUGCGGAGCACAGGCUCCGGACGCGCAGGCUCAGCAGCCAUGGCUCAUGGGCCCAGCCGCUCACGCGGCAUGAGGGAUCUUCCCGGACCGGGGCACGAACCUGUGUCCCCUGCAUCGGCAGGCGGACUCUCAACCACUGCGCCACCAGGGAAGCCCAGAGAUACUUAUUUUAAAUAAAGAGUCUUAAGAUUG
Molecule: messenger RNA, 4726 nt
Organism: Orcinus orca (killer whale)
Lineage: Eukaryota; Metazoa; Chordata; Mammalia; Artiodactyla; Delphinidae
Gene: RBM28
Product: RNA binding motif protein 28
Exons: 20
Coding region: 90-2360 (756 amino acids)
Molecular function (GO): RNA binding
Source: RefSeq, a predicted model, not a curated record